Molecule: messenger RNA, 291 nt
Organism: Paracoccidioides brasiliensis Pb18
Exons: 1
Coding region: 1-291 (96 amino acids)
Source: RefSeq, a predicted model, not a curated record
AUGUACGGCGAUAACUUUUUCAUCUUCACACCUGACGUCCCAUUUGGCUAUGAAGACUAUGAACUCAAAAUUCUUAUGCCCCAAUGUCAAUUCUUUGGCCCAUUUCCCGUUUCCUACCAAGAAAUUGCAGGUGUGGAGGCAUUGAACAUCCUAUCGUACAUUCAUCAAUCUCUGCCACCGGAAAAGCAGAAACCUUUCGCGCGAAUCUCAGCAAAAGAGGUGUCAAGAGAGAACAGGGAUUUAAUCCUCGAGAUCAUGAAACUAGAGGAUGAAUGGUUUGGUGUUGAAUAA